Laetiporus sulphureus 93-53 is the source of this 724-nucleotide messenger RNA. RefSeq lists its product as uncharacterized. Bases 100 to 675 code for a protein of 191 amino acids. NCBI's taxonomy places the organism in Eukaryota, Fungi, Basidiomycota, Agaricomycetes, Polyporales, Laetiporaceae. The record is from RefSeq and is a predicted model, not a curated record. The transcript has a single exon.
AUGCAGUGAUUGAUGAUGGGAGGUUGAGUACCUGGGACAGUGGGUCGUCCGACGAGUGCUUUGUUGCCAUUGUCGCGAGCACUGCAGAGGACGUUGGAGAUGAGGAGGAGAGAGCGGACGGGGGACAGGCAGGACGGUCUUGGAGGACGGCGCGUUGCAUCGUGUUUGCGUGAGAAUAACGAGGUCCUUUUCUGGCAGCUGUGCGCCUCGCGAGCCAUUUCCCGCUGCUUUUUCCCGUGCACCAUCCCCUCCUCGCUCAUCAUCCGUCAAUCAUUCGCACUGCCUCUCGUAACAGGACCGAGAGCCUGCAUUGCAUGCGGGAUUGCCAGCGCAGCCGCACCACAAACGCUCGCCCAACCUCGGCAUCCAUUCGCUCGCGAGGAAGCCUUGCAGGUCGAUCAGAAGCAGAUGCACGGCCCUGCACGCUCUGCACGCGCAGCCGCAAUUCGCACAACGCAAGGCUACCGCACCCCUCCAAUGCCCCCAGCCUGCCACGUCUGCCAUGGAUAUCGCGAACGCGGACGAUGCACCUCUAGAUCCAUGACGGUCAUCCGCCGCUCAGCGGCGAGCGCACUGGGCGACAACCCUGAGCCUGCCACACGGAACAGGCCAUCUUCGGCUGACUCGGUGCUCGCGCCGAGUGCGGCUAUGCACCUAGGAAGCAGCGCCGCCUGAACUAGCGGCUAGCAGACAUCGCAUCAUGCUGCAAGGGAUUAUUUCAGCC